Messenger RNA from Pelobates cultripes (western spadefoot toad), 202 nucleotides. The record is from the annotation of a GenBank genome assembly. NCBI's taxonomy places the organism in Eukaryota, Metazoa, Chordata, Amphibia, Anura, Pelobatidae.
AUGCCGUGGGGCCUCACGUUGAAGAGUUCUGAAUUGUGGGCCCGUUGUGACGCUCCCUUCAAUGUUGCUGGAAUACAGCUCCCUAGUAUCUUCCCCUCGGAGGGCAUCGGCAAGCAGCAAUCAGAGGCGGGGCUACAUGACAAGCGGGACAGAGCUACACUGCAAGCAGGGCAGAACUACAGGCAGGCGAUCCCUCUGCCUG